Molecule: messenger RNA, 6490 nt
Organism: Chilo suppressalis (striped riceborer)
Lineage: Eukaryota; Metazoa; Arthropoda; Insecta; Lepidoptera; Crambidae
Source: the annotation of a GenBank genome assembly
GACAAGUUUACAAAUAGCAAAUAUUAAUAGCCAUGUGAAGUACCGGUAUUAGAAAUAUAUUUCUGACAGUUGGUAAUACUGUUCCUAGCGCGGAAGCGUCCAUCUUGAAUAUACUUCCUUCCUUUGGGUGUUUCGCCGUGAUAAUUUUGUGACGCAGCUACUUUUCUGUGAAGUUUCGUGUUAAUAAUUUGUUGUGUGCUCUUGUGGGGGUGUUAAGUGAUAAGCGAACUCUCUAAUUCGUUGUGAUAGUGGUUCAACAAACUGAGCUUUCAUGAUUGGAUUACCGCGUAGCGAUAGAGAUCGAAUAACGGUGAAAAUUCGUAAUAUGAAGCGGAGUUCUUCGAGGGAUAGUAUGCCACGAUCGAAACGAACGCGCAGUAGCAUCGGAAGAUAUGAUGACAGCUCUGACGAGCGCGUCACCCCGGAGAGGGUGCGGCGGCGGGUGCGCUCGCCCAGCCCUCGCGGCCGGUACGUAUCACCACACCGUGAUGACUAUGUACGCUCUCGGGACAUUCGAGAAGAAUCUUCGACAAGGCCUUACUACAAAGUUCUUUGUGUAAGUGCUCUGCAUCCGAAAGCGUCCGAUGAGAUCGUCAAGGAUACCUUGUAUAGGGAGUACAAGAAGUUUGGUGAUUUCAGCAUUAAGAUUUCUCAUGAGCUGGACGAAAGGGUAGCCUAUGUUUGUUUCCGCAGUGUCGAAGAUGCUAGAGAUGCCAAACAUGCUAAACCAAGAAUCAUUUUGUAUGAUAAAGUUGCUAUUGUUGAUCCAGUUUAUGAACCUGUACGAUCCGAAUAUAGAAGUAGGCCAAGAAGCAUCACACCACCUGAUUAUGAUCGCCCUUACUCUUAUGCAUGGUCACCGGUUCCUGAAAGACGUAGACCACCUCCUGAUGACAGGGCUUAUGGAAUACCACCUUCGGUACCUCCUCACCAUAGAGAUUUCCGCCCACCCAUGCAUGAUUACCCUAUGGCAGGCCCUCAUGGCCCUCCAAUGCAUCACAGACCACCAAUGCAUCACCCCCCACACCCCCAUUAUAUGCCACGCCCAUAUAUGCCCCGACCACACCAUCCACCCUUUGAGAAAAUUGAGAACAAAAAAGAUAAAUUCCCUAACUAUUUGCAUCAUGUCCAACCUGAAGAUGAUCCACUUGCCACAAGAACUUUGUUUGCUGGUAAUUUAGAAAUCAACAUAUCUGAUGAAGAACUACGUCGUAUUUUUGGUCGCUAUGGGAUUGUAGAAGAUAUUGAUAUAAAACGUCCACCUCCCGGUACAGGUAAUGCUUUUGCAUUUGUAAGAUAUCAAACCUUAGAUAUGGCUCAUAGAGCUAAGGUUGAACUUUCAGGCCAGUAUAUUGGAAAAUUCCAAUGUAAAAUAGGUUAUGGGAAAGCUACUCCUACUACUAGGGUUUGGGUUGGUGGUCUGGGACCUUGGACGUCUGUGGCUCAGCUGGAAAGGGAAUUUGACAGAUUUGGUGCUAUAAAAAAAAUUGAAUAUGCAAAAGGGGAAGCCCAUGCAUAUAUAUUGUAUGAUUCAAUAGAUGCUGCUCAAGCAGCUGUCAAAGAGAUGAGAGGUUUUCCCCUUGGUGGGCCUGAUAGACGUCUGCGUAUUGAUUUUGCAGAUGUAGGAAAUGGUGGUUCAUAUAGGCCUAAGACUUAUGCUCCACCAGUGGGUGAGGAUGGCAGGCCAGUUGAAGGAUAUGAAGGUUACGAGGGUACUUGGGAUGAUGGUUAUGGUUAUGGAGCUCCUGGCUACAGAGGUAGAGGUGGGCAUCGUGGCCGCGGCCGUGGAGCUUACCGUGGUGUGUAUCAUGGUACCGGUGACUACAGAGAUGAAGAAUGGCGAAGGGCACCCGCUGAUGGAGAAUACGAAGGUCGCGCCCGACGCUCAGGAUCACGAGAGCCUGGUGUUGACAGAUCACGUUCACGAUCACCACGGCGGCGAUCACCAGACAGCGAUUCGGACGGCAGCCCUCGCCGCAGUGGUGGAAUGCUUACAUCAGCAAGGACUUUACCAGAAGUGGUUCGUAAAGCUACCACAAUUUGGAAUGGGGCCCUCAUUCUAAAGAACUCCCUAUUCCCCACAAAAUUCCACCUCACAGAUGGGGAUUCUGAAAUUAUUGACAGUCUCAUGAAAGAUGAAGAUGGUAAAAACCAAUUAAGAAUCACUCAGCGCUUAAGGUUGGAUCAACCUAAACUAGAUGAUGUCCAGAAGCGUAUUGCAACUUCAAGUUCUCAUGCAAUAUUCUUAGGGGUCGCUGGAUCUACAGCUUCGAUUACUAAUGAAGAUGCAAGCAUUCAAACAAGGCCUAUGAGAAAUUUGGUGUCUUAUUUGAAACAGAAAGAAGCUGCAGGAGUCAUUUCACUUCUUAACAAGGAAACAGAGGCCACUGGUGUUUUAUACUCUUUCCCUCCCUGUCAAUUCUCAACUGAACUAUUGAAGAGAACAUGUCACAAUCUUACAGAGGAAAGUCUUAAGGAAGACCAUCUUGUUAUAGUAGUUGUUCGAGGUGGUUCUGCUUAAACUGACUCAAUCUUUUUAUGGAUAUAAUUUUAUAUUCUUAUUUUCGAUUUACAAUAAUUAGAUUAAGUUUUUUUUUAAACUUCCAGAAAAUGUUAGAAAGUUUUAAAUAGAAUCUAUCAUUAUUAUAUAUUUAUGUGAUGUGAAGUGAUGUGGUGGUUGUAAUUUUAGUUUUGUGAAAGUUCACAAUAUUGUAAUCUUGUGGAAGUGCUGUGAUAGUUCACAGUUGUAGUGACCAGCAAUAAUCUGUUAUUGCAAAUAAAUACAUAGUAUCUUGCUAGUUUUCAACAAUCUUAAACUGAGCAUUAAAGUUAAGUGAACAUUAUAAUGGAACAAACCAUGAGUUCUUGUGUAUAACUUAUUCAGUGUAUGUUAGGUGAGAUGUGUAGUGUAAGUGUGUGUACUUGCAAAUAGAUUAUUUUAACUUGAGUUGUAGUUUUUUUACACCUAGUGAGUUGGUGCCCAAAAAUCGUGAUUUAGUUUGUGAACUGAAUGUGCUCUCGGAAAAUAGAUUUUAAAGAAAACCUAUGAAUAAAGCUUAGUGGAUUGCAUUGUGUCAGCCUUAAAAGUUAAGUGGUAGUGUUCUGUGGAUAUAAAAACUCAGUGGGAGCAAUUGUCUAGUCUUGAGUUUGCUAUGGUUUGGAGAGCUGACAUAGUUAAAUUGAUAAUGCCCCUUGGAAUACUUGGAAAGAAGUUUAAGUGGGUGUAGUUAGUGAGUGUUAGUGAAAAUACGAAAUUAUGGGUUUGUAUAAUGUCCUUGGCUAGUGGUAAGUUUUCUGUAAUGGUGCCUUAAUUAACACUGAAAACCUGGCGCUUUUUUUGGUGGGGCAAUACCUGAACAACUGCAGUAUUAUAAAUACAAGUAAAAAAUAUUGCCUACUUAUUAUUACUAAACUAUCAUAGUUGUGUUUGAAAUUAACAUGCCUGAUGUUAUUUUUUUUGAUGCUUGAUUGAUAAUUAAAACAUAUUAUUUAAUUUCUAAUCAGGAUACACUUCAUGAAAAAUAAAUCAUAAGUGUUGGGUAUGUGCGUGUGAACUAAGGGGCCAGAUCAACUUUCUGUAUAUAUAGUCAGCAGGAUGUAACAAUUGUAGAAUGAGUGUGGGAAAUAAUAUAAAUAAAUCCGGUCCCUCAGUCCUCACAGACCAUCAGCCAGACCCUCAGAAAGUAUACAUUAAAUUGAGGUAAUGUGAUUACAGAGAAGUAGUAAUUUGUAAAGAUAUUUACUUUUUACUAUCAAAUAGAAAAAAAUAUAACAACAACUGCAGAGCCUCAUAACGAUUAAUAUUUUAGUGAAUAUUUUCAAAUAGAAACGCGUAAUGAAUGCGUUUUUCUUGUCUAACAGAUUCUAAUAGUUACCGUGUAUUUUGCGUACUAUCUAAAAACACUGCUUUAAUGUCUUGCAUUUUGUCUUUCGUUUUUGCUUCAGCUGUUGUAUGGAGACAAGAAUGGACCAUAAUAAAUUACGGUAAUGUGGGUCUUUUACUAUUAAAUGUAGUAAAGGAUACACAUUACCUUAAUUUAACAGAUACUUUGCGAGAUCUGGCUGAACUCCUGUGAAGACAUUUAAAGGCCUGUAGUUUUUACAAUAUUUUAUUACAAAUUCCCAGACACAUUCUACAAUUAUUGUUUUAAGACUAAAGACUUGUCCGCUGCAUCAUGUUUUGAACAGAAAAUUGUUCGAAAACCUAAAUAAGAGGUGUGGCCUAAAUGUUUUGUCGACCAAAUACACUUGAACGUGUUUGCCGGAGUUUGUAGAAAACGUCCCCCGCGUUCGUCUGAGGGCGGGGGCAAUCGUUUAUUUUAUGUUUCAAUUUGGCGAAGGAAGACGUGUUUUGAUGUGGCUAUCAUGAUGGAGUGCAUUGUGGAGUGAAAUCCAGAGACAACACUAGAAUUAAUCAUGUAGAUACGUGAAAGACCCGUUAUUAGGGAUAGACUUCAAAUGAAAAUAAAACAAAAAAUCAGAUACCUUCGCGGAAGCUUAUGGGUACUUCUGUGAACUCUGUGAGCCAAAAUGAUCGAGCCUCAGUUCACACCACCAUAAAAAACAGAACUAAAUCCACUUCAGCUAAAACAAUGUUCACGUCUUCCUCGUCACUGCUAAUUUUUUUUUAACAUGAAAUUUUGUGACAAUACUUUGCUGAACAUUGCUAAACUCGAAGCGAACGUGAAUGUUUGUAUCAGACAAUGUUCAAGAACAAUGUUUGUUCAAAAUAUUGCGCAGUAGACACGCCUUAAUACUAAAUCCUGCUAACUUAAUUUUAAGAAAUUUGAUCUGGUACCUAGUAUGAACAAACAAUAUGUAUGUUGAGUUACCGUCCGAUGCGGUCAUAGUGUAAUGAAAAUAUAAUGAUGAGCCAAAUUCGUGUGUAUUAGGGCUCAAUAGUUAAAAUUGGCUCGACGCGACGCUGAAUGAUGGUAAUAAUCGUAAGCAGUACCGACACGCAGCGUAGGGCUGCCGCCCAAAUCUCAUCGUUCGUUGUCUCGUCUAGAUGACAGAGUUUCCUCACUCAAAAUGACGCUAAGGUACGGUGUAGGAAAUUCUUUUCAAUAACAUAUUAUGCACAACACAACUAUAACCAAGCAGAUGCUGACUUCCUGAUAAUUAAUCCAGAUAUAUAGCCACAGCUUCAUGGACAUUAAAAAGGUUUCAACGUCUACGCCUCUUCAUCAAAGAUAAGUAUAAUUCUAAAGUGAAGCCGGCUACUAUUAUUUUCAACUAACGACCCCAAAUAAUUAUUCGGGGUCGUUAGAUGGUCUCGCUCGAGACCAAUCAUUUAUUUAUGGCAACAAUAAAGCCCGCGGGAGUUUUGCCUCUAAUUACUUGUACAUCCAGGUCUCAAGUUGUAUGCGUUGACGGUACUUAUUGAAUAGAAUAUAGGUAUUUGAUGCUUUGGCAACAAAAAAUAGAUAAAUAAACAUGCCAUUUGCCGAUACAUAUUUUUUUUGUGAGUUAAAGUAAAUUUAAAUUCUUUUCUAAAUGGUUUACAAUUAUGUGCCCUACGUGUGCCAAUUUGAGUCGGCCGGAGAUGUGAUUAGCAUACCUACUCCAUACAAAUUUGAAUCCUUUGCUGCGUUCCUGCCUGGCGUGCCUGAGGCAUUUGGUCUUGGGCGAUCUUGGAUGUCACCUUUCGCAGCGUCACCUCAUUGUCCAAGAAGUGACUAUUCGUCUCCAGUACCUAUCAGGUAAGACAAAUCUUCCGUUCUAUUUAGAGUAGGUAAAAAUUGUUGCAUAAUAUCCCUAUUUCCCAGUAACCGUGUAGUUUUACCAGUACUUUUAGGUAUCCUGCCCAAAAGAUUAGAAAUGUUAAUGACAACACUUUCUCUGACUAACCAGGGGGCCAAUCGGGAUUGCUAUGACUAUCGCUUACGAUUUCAUUUUGUUAUUUCUGACCUCCGGAGAUGUUUAAAUGCCUCGCACUCUUUUUUUUAUUUUGCAUCGGUGAAAACAAUAUUAUCGAAAAUGAUUGUGAGGUAUUUGAAAACCUUCGGCGGUCAGAAAUAACAAAACGAAAUCGUAAGCGAUAGCGAUAUUCAUAGGUAUCCCGUUAGGCAAUUGGCCCCCAGUUCUCGUCUCUAUCAUAAUAGUUGAAUAUUUUGACUGAAUGUACAAAGCAAACGAGUACCUAGUUAUUAAACCCAUGCUUAGUUUAUAUGCUUUUCAUUCUCACAUUUUUAAUUGAUGUUUACUUUGUUGAUAGAACAUAAUUAAAGUAGGUAAGUUAUACUUUCCUGUGCAUUCAGUAGGAGUGUGUGCAAAGGUUGACCGCCUUGCACAAAGAUAUAUCCAUACUAUAUAGGCUUGUGGGAAUUGUAUUGAUUGGUUGACUCCAUUUGUUUUUUAUGGAAGACCUGUUCUCCUCAGUAGGGACAUUAACAGAGGUAUUAGGCUGCCUCCACAGGAACCGGAGCGAGACUGCAGAGCGGAGAAUCAGAAAUAUUAACCAAUAAAAUUGCACAGAAUCUCUCAAUUU